Molecule: messenger RNA, 2307 nt
Organism: Solenopsis invicta (red fire ant)
Lineage: Eukaryota; Metazoa; Arthropoda; Insecta; Hymenoptera; Formicidae
Gene: Pdp
Product: pyruvate dehydrogenase [acetyl-transferring]-phosphatase 1, mitochondrial
Exons: 5
Coding region: 401-1834 (477 amino acids)
Biological process (GO): protein dephosphorylation
Molecular function (GO): cation binding; protein serine/threonine phosphatase activity
Source: RefSeq, a predicted model, not a curated record
AUCUUCCAUUCUCUUGCGAUACCUGGCGGCGCCAGGUGCUCCGGUAGUUACUCUUGUUUACCCUCGUUUUUUUUUUGGCAUGUUGCACGCAGUAUUAUAAAACGACGACAUAUCAUCGCGUAACGAUCCGAGCCGAUAUUUUAGUUCGCGUGUUUCAGGCAAGUCAAUUAAACUCCGGAAAGAGAAUCGCCUUUGUAUAUUACGUAAAUCGUGGUGCACAAGGGGGUACGGAGUUUUCGCGCGACGUCGAGUGGUCGAGUCCGGGAACGCUGCUGCGAGCAUUUACUUCGAUCGAGUUUGUUUCUUACUCCAAUAAAGAGGUCGAAGAUGUGCUGCAAGAGCGGAGGGGAAAAUUAGCACGAGGAACGGUGACGAAGCGCGGCGACACUCGAGAGAUAGGAUGGUCUUGCAAAAGAUCAGCUAUGACUUCGUUAAGGGUUUCCGACAUGUGCAUGCGAGAACGAGCGAGUCUUGCGGCAACAAGAGCUUCCACAAGAGAUUUUACGUGGCAUUACCACGUCUCACGCCACAAGAGGUCACGAACGUCUUGCAAGCCAACGAGUAUACCAAAGAAUUUUCAAACUCAGGUGCCAUAAAAUAUUACGACUCUAAUCAAUUGGCAUCUAACAAUCCUAUAGAAGACAUGAGAUCUGAGGCUCAAUGUUUGCUGACUAAAGGUGUGUUAUUGGGAGUUUUUGACGGUCAUGGCGGUGGUGCCUGUGCACAAGUGGUAUCAAAAAGACUGUUUCAUUAUAUAUCGGCGUGUUUGUUGCCACAGAACUUGUUGGAACAAUAUUUGAAUUCUUUUGGCACUGACAAGAGCUUGAAUUUACUCGAAACUUUUAGUGAUAAAGUAGAAUUUGUAACAGAGAUCAAAGAUCUCUAUCAAGCUAGUUUCUUAAGUUUCGUACGGGACUUGGUGCAAUCGAAUACCAAAAAGGAUUUUCAAAUGGAAAAGGCUUUGGAAAAUGCUUUUCUCCGAUUAGACAAUGAUUUAGCGAGCGAAGCUCUGUUGCAACUAAAUAAGAAGGUUGCUGCGAGAACUCUGGCAGUCGCAAUGUCAGGCACAGUAGCUGCUGUCGCACAUAUAGACGGCCCUCAUCUGCAUGUCGCUGGUGUUGGCGAUUGUAAGGCCGUCUUAGGAGUACUCUCAGAUGAUGGAUGGUCAGCUAAACUGAUGACCGUAGAGCAUAACGCUGAUAAUCGCGAGGAGGUAGAAAGAAUCUUGUCAGAGCAUCCAUCGAACGAGAGAUCAACUGUGAUUAAAAUGGAAAGACUACUCGGACAAUUGGCGCCACUACGCUCGCUAGGUGAUUUUCGCUAUAAGUGGUCCAAGAAUAUUAUGAAUAAAGUUGUGGUACCGUUUCUCGGUGAAACGGCGAUUCCCCCGAAUUACCAUACGCCGCCCUAUCUAACGGCCAAUCCGGACGUCAGAUACCAUAGACUGACGCCAAAAGACAAAUUUCUUAUAUUGGCCAGUGACGGACUGUGGGACCUGAUUUCUCCGUUGCAAGCGGUGCGCUUGGUAGGGGAGCAUAUGAGUGGCAAGGUUACACUCAAUCCACUGAGAUUACCCCGUAAAAAUAUGAAAUUAUCAGAUAUAAAUGAGAUGUUGCUGCAACGCAAGGAGGGUCUGAAGAUGAAACCCCUUGACAGCAACGCAGCGACGCAUUUACUGAGGAAUGCUUUAGGUGGCACGGAAUAUGGAAUAGACCAUGCCAAAUUGUCGCAAUUGUUAACUCUGCCGAGUGAGGUGGUACGGAUAUUUCGCGACGACAUCACCAUAACGAUCGUUUACUUGGAUUCGGAAUUUCUAAGCCAUUGUCCUCCCUAAAGCUGUCGCGACUUUACUAUUUUUCAAUACUGUAAAUAAAUAAGCGAUAAGCUUACGAUGUCAGAUUGCAUCCGAUGUUGCACUUAAAAAAAAGGAAGAGAUCUAAAUAAGGAGACGAGAGAAAAAAGCUCGUUUCCGAAUAUAACGUAUUUAUACAGAUAUUAUCAAGCGUGUUAUCGUAAGAGGAAUAAGGCAAGCAUAUAUAACUAAAAAUAUUUGUUGAAUUAUAAAUCUGUUUACUUAAUUAUAAGAAAGUUAAAGAAUCUCUCUCAACCUUCUUGACCAAAAUCUUCUUUAAAUUUCUCUAAUUUUGUCAAAUCUUCUUCAUUCACUGUAGGACGGGUCGUUGCUAGCGAUUUCAACAUAUCUUUCUAUAAAAAAAUGGUAUAUAUUACAGAUAUUAAAAAGCACUCUUCUUGUAUACAUAAACGUGUAAAAAGAAAUAGAAACGCAAAUAUUGCCUAUAAGCCUUA